CUCUGACACCAAAUUUUUCAGAUUUUUCCUUUUUUUGUGGCUGGUGAAGGUUUGAAAGUCUUAUCCUUCACAGACAGACAAGAAGCAAAACUGAGAAAAGCUUCGAUGUCUGUAGUAUCAACUAACAUGAACACGAUUAGUCACUUGUCCUCCACAACUUGUAAACUCCCAAAUCUCCAAUCACCCAUUCGCUUCGAUCGUAAACCCUUUUCAUAUCCUCUCAUUCCUCUGCUUCCAAAAACCCUAAAUGGCUUCUCUUACUCUUCAUCCGUUAGUCGCAGAUCCAGAUUCAUUAUUCCUAAGCGGCGACGACUCUCUGUUUCAAUGGAGUGGCAAGACUGCUCAGUGAAGAUGGAAGUAGAUGUUCCUGUCUCCGUAGCGUAUAAUUUCUAUUUGGAUCGUGAAUCUUUUCCUAAAUGGAUGCCUUUUAUUUCAUCCGUAGAGGUGUUAAAAGACAAGCCUGAUCUUUCACGCUGGUCACUCAAGUACAAUGCUUUUGGUCAAGACAUUAAGUAUUCUUGGCUUGCUCGGAAUCUACAGGCAAGAAUAUAUGAAAUGUUUUCAUUACACAAUGCUCUUAACUAUUGGUGUGUUAAACUGUUGGCUUUUGGUUUUUGUUUUUGCUUGUUGCAGCCUACUCUUAAUCAGAAGAUUCAUUGGAGAUCUCUUGAAGGUCUUCCUAAUAAAGGCAGUGUUCGGUUCUUCCCUAAAGGUCCUUCAUCGUGCAUCGUAGAACUAACUGUAUCAUAUGAAGUCCCUGCGCUAUUAACCCCCGUGGCAUCGGCGCUACGGCCUUUUAUAGAAAGAUUGCUUAGAGGUGGACUUGAAAGAUUUGCAACCAUGGCCAGAACCAUGUAAACAAGGAAUCUUUAUGCAUCUUUCUCUUGGUACAUACAUAUAUGAUCUGGAAACUCUAUCAAAUCUCAUGAUUAGGGAGCUUCUCUACUGUGACUUUUGUAUGACUAAAGUAACAAUCUUUCUUUCUCUAAUAAUUACACAAAUUCUUGUUUA
Camelina sativa (false flax) is the source of this 1011-nucleotide messenger RNA. The record is from RefSeq and is a predicted model, not a curated record. NCBI's taxonomy places the organism in Eukaryota, Viridiplantae, Streptophyta, Magnoliopsida, Brassicales, Brassicaceae.